This is a messenger RNA of Linum trigynum, 285 nucleotides long. The record is from the annotation of a GenBank genome assembly. Lineage: Eukaryota; Viridiplantae; Streptophyta; Magnoliopsida; Malpighiales; Linaceae.
AUGUCACCACUACCUUUAAGCCAAGGAGUAAUCCUGGCACUGCUGCAACAACGUGCGUGUGACAUCAUUAACGAGACCACAAAGAAGGUAUCAUGGAUGGCUGAUGUGGCGGUGGCCAUCAACCCUGCAGAUCCAAUGAUCUCUGUGCACGUGCGACCCAUCUUCGAGCAGGUGUAUCAGAUACUGAAUCAUCACAGGAAUCUACCCACAACUUCUUCAGGGAAUGCUUCCAACAUCCGGCUUCUCAUGUAUGUCAUUAACUCCGUGCUGAUGAACUGUAAAUGA